UUCAACUGUAGAUCAAGAAACAACAUCAAUUUCAAGUGUGGAAACGAUCUCGAUACAAAGUAUCGCAUUAACAACGGCAACGACAACGACAACGACAACGACAACGACAACAACAUCCACCACGUCAUCAACAACAACAUCCACUACGUCAUCAACAACAAUAUCCACUAUAUCAUCAACAACAGCAUCAACAACAGCAAUGCCGCAAUGGAUAAUAACAGGACAUAUGAGUGUUGCACGAGAAUAUCACACAGCAUCCACAUUAGCAAAUGGAUUAGUAUUAGUUGCUGGUGGACUUAAUACCGGUCCUCUCAAAAGUGCUGAAUUAUAUAAUCCAUCAACAGGCACUUGGACAACCACAGGAAACAUGAGUACCGCACGAGGAUAUCACACUGCAACCACAUUAGCAAAUGGAUCAGUAUUAGUUGCUGGUGGAUACGGCAGCGGUUAUCUUAAUAGUGCUGAAUUGUACAAUCCAUCAACAAGCACUUGGACAACUACAGGAAACAUGGGUGUUGAUCGAACACAUCACACAGCAUCCACAUUAGCAAAUGGAAAAGUAUUAGUUACUGGUGGAUGGAACAGUGCUCAUCUGAAUAGUGCUGAAUUGUACAAUCCAGCAACAGGCACUUGGACAACCAUAGGAAGCAUGAGUGGCACACGAUCCUCUCACACAGCAUCCACAUUAGCAAAUGGAUCAGUAUUAGUUGCUGGUGGAAUAGACAUCAACAAUAGUCUUAUUAAUAGUGCUGAAUUGUACAAUCCAGUAACAGGCACAUGGACACCCAAGGGAAACAUGAGUGGCACACGAGCCUAUCACACAGCAUCCACAUUAUCAAAUGGAUCAGUAUUAGUUGCUGGUGGAUGGAACGGUCUUGCUCUUAAUAGUGUUGAAUUGUACAAUCCAUCAACAGGUAGUUGGACAACUACAAGAAGCAUGAAUAUCGCACGAUACUAUCACACAGCAUCCACAUUAGCAAAUGGAUCGGUAUUAGUUGCUGGUGGAGAGAACAGCGGUGCUUAUCUCAAUAGUGCCGAGCUUUAUUAA
Molecule: messenger RNA, 1048 nt
Organism: Adineta steineri
Lineage: Eukaryota; Metazoa; Rotifera; Eurotatoria; Adinetida; Adinetidae
Source: the annotation of a GenBank genome assembly